UCCUCAAAGUCUGAUUGCUGAGCUCGGCUCAUCGCACUCGCUGCAACACGUCUUGUCAACCUUGCAGUUUACGCGUGACCCAGAGAGACAGUGACAGGCUAGUGAGAGGUCGGAGUAGCUGGAUGUAAAGGCAAAAUAAUCGAAAUUCAAAAUUGUACAGAUCAGUGGAUUUUAAGGCAAUCCAAUAAGAGUGGACGUUUAAGUGAAAUUGAUGUUCCAAUCGGGAACUCUUCCCUCAACAUGAGGGGCCGUCAAUGAUUCGGGUAUUGAACAAACAUGUUGCGAAGUUCAAUAUCCUUAUUUUAAGUAUUGGGUUAGAGCACUCAGCGCAAUUACGCACGGCAUCAAAAUGGUUUCAUUUUUGGAUAGACGUGCCCCUGCUUUGUUCCUUGUAUGGGGCUACUGCGUCCUGGCGGACACAGUAUUUUAUAACUUUACCCUGGACAAUGAGGUACACUCGAGUUUCAUCCACCGGCGGCUGAAAAGCCAGGAGCGCAGGGAGAUGCAGCGGGAAAUCCUCUCGAUACUCGGGCUCCCACACCGGCCGCGACCGCAUCUCCACGGGAAGCACAACGCGGCCCCAAUGUUCAUGAUGGACCUGUACAAUGCCAUGUCCACGGAGGGGGAAGAGGACGCGUACUCCUAUCCAUACAAACCCGUCUUCACCACCCAGGGGCCGCCGAUAGCAACUCUACAGGACAACAACUUGCUAAACGACGCAGACAUGGUUAUGAGCUUUGUCAAUUUAGUGGAGCACGAUAAGGAGUUUCUCUCGGUCCGGCGGCACCACAGAGAGUUUCGUUUCGACCUAUCACGUAUCCCCGAUGGGGAAGCGGUCACCGCUGCAGAGUUCCGCAUCUAUAAGGACUUCAUCCACGAGCGCUUUGAGAAUGAGACCUUCCGCAUCAGUGUCUACCAGGUGCUGAAGGAACACAACGACAGGGAGUCGGACCUGUUUCUGUUGGACUCGCGGGUCAUCUGGGCGGCUGAGGAGGGCUGGCUGGUGAUUGAUGUGACAUUGACCAGUAACCACUGGGUUCUGAAUCCUGGACGCAACCUGGGCCUGCAGCUGGCUCUGGAGAGCACCGCGGGUGAGAGUGUGAACCCGCGGAUGGCAGGGCUGAUCGGCCUCAGUGGUCCUCAGAAUAAACAGCCCUUCAUGGUGGCCUUCUUCAAAGCCACAGAGGUGCACCUGCGCAGCAUCCGCUCAGCACCAGGGGGCACCAAACAACGCAACCCCAACCGCUCCAAAGGGGCCAACAAGGGCCAGGAGGCACUUCGAGUGACCAACAUCGCAGAGAACAGCAGUGCUGAUCAGAAGCAGGCAUGCAAGAAACACGAGCUCUAUGUCAGCUUCAGAGACCUGGGGUGGCAGGACUGGAUCAUAGCUCCAGAGGGCUAUGCAGCUUAUUACUGUGAGGGAGAGUGUGCCUUCCCUCUCAACUCCUACAUGAAUGCCACUAACCACGCCAUCGUGCAGACACUAGUCCACCUAAUAAACCCAGACACUAUUCCUAAGCCCUGCUGUGCUCCCACCCAGCUCCAUGCCAUCUCAGUGCUCUACUUUGACGACAGCUCCAAUGUCAUCCUCAAGAAGUACCGCAACAUGGUGGUCAGAGCCUGUGGCUGCCAUUAGACUCCAGCCAACCUCUCAACCCUCAGAACACACACACACACACACACACACAUUCCUGCCUCUAAAUAUCCCUCAACACUCGUCACUUUCAUCUAGAGACUUGAAUGGACACAUGAAUGAACUACAUGUCCUAGAGUGCCUUGCCGUGCUGCUGGAUAGGAGCUACAUGAGCACUGGCGGACAAUCAUGAUUAUUGAGUCCAACCUGGAAAACACACACAAACACAAACACCCACAUACACACACACACACACACUUUCUGUGCUUUCUACUGUGUGUGAGACAUUAUAAGCAGUGAUUGUAUAGUAAUACACAGUCCACAAUAUUUUGUUCAUGUCAAUAUGUUUUCUGUGUAGUUAAAGGUGUUUUUCUAGAUAUUUUUGAUCUAUAUUGUUUUUGUAUGCUUUUUAUGACUGAAAGACUAGGCUUUAGGAAGUGUGGAUGCUCUAUGGACUCUUCAUGUACAUUACUGUGUAAAUAGUUUUUCAAACAAAGAGAAGUGUAUUUAUUUCCUGGUCUUGGGAAUGUUAAGGGUAGGUUCAAUGUUUCUCCUCUGUACUCCAGUGUCUACAUGUACUGUAUGUUAUGCAACUCUUUACAUUGCGUCCCACUCAUCAUACAGUAUAGUACAAACACACCUCUCUCUCUCUCUUUCUCGCUCUUCCGCUCUCUCUCUCUCUCUCUCUCUCUCUCUCUCUCUCUCUCUCUCUCUCUCUCUCUCUCUCUCUCUCUCUCUCUCUCUCUCUCUCUCUCUCUCUCUCUCUCUCUCUCGCUCUCUCUCUCUUUCUAUCUCUUGUUCUCUCCCUCUCUGUUUUACACCAUGCUUGCUCAGUUGUUUGCCCUGCAGAGUAACAGUGUUAAAUCUAUCAUCAGUGUGGACCUAUCAUUACAGUCUUGUCAUGGGAAACAACUCUGCCCUUUCCUCUCCAUAUCCCAAACAUUGUCUUAAUGUUACUCUGAUGUCAUAGUGUAUUGACUCAGAUAUAGAAAAAAGUGGAUAGUUCUCUUCAGAAAAAACGACAACAUUUGCACUAAUAUAGCUCUGUUUAUAAGCUAGGCUUAAAAACGUGUCACACAAGUCAUUGAGAAGCAAUAAUACAGAGGGUUUCAGAAAAACAGACGUAAGAGAAAGAAGGGGGAUUGAGAGAGAUAGAUAUGUGUACUUGUGUGCCAGGCCAUUUUAGGAUGGUCUGUCUAUUUAAGAGGACUAUUUAUUGAGAGGCGAGAAGGCUGGUAUUCUCUACCAACGCUAAAUCUUAUUAACUUACAAAAGUCUUUGUUUUACUGCAGAACUGGUUCAAUAAAAUGGGAGGAAGCAUCACUGAC
Salmo salar (Atlantic salmon) is the source of this 2961-nucleotide messenger RNA. Its product is annotated as bone morphogenetic protein 7. NCBI's taxonomy places the organism in Eukaryota, Metazoa, Chordata, Actinopteri, Salmoniformes, Salmonidae. The record is from RefSeq and is a predicted model, not a curated record. Gene Ontology annotation, molecular function: cytokine activity; growth factor activity. Gene Ontology annotation, cellular component: extracellular region. Gene Ontology annotation, biological process: BMP signaling pathway.